Verruconis gallopava is the source of this 309-nucleotide messenger RNA. RefSeq lists its product as uncharacterized. NCBI's taxonomy places the organism in Eukaryota, Fungi, Ascomycota, Dothideomycetes, Venturiales, Sympoventuriaceae. The record is from RefSeq and is a predicted model, not a curated record. The transcript has a single exon. Bases 1 to 309 code for a protein of 102 amino acids.
AUGCGAGAUGGGCGCCGGUUCAAGGAAGAUUUCGACGUCCCAUUCGUGAGCCCUCAAUUCGAAAAGGUAGCUGCACAUCUUGGUGAGGUAAACCGGGUGGGCACCUCUGUCGACGCUGAGCAGACUUACGGCCCUUUUCGCUUCGUCGUUGCCGUACUCGACCGGAGAGAGCGCAUCGAUCAGUUCAACAAGACGCCGUGUGUCGAAAGCGUUGGCAGCGUCUUGUCUGUAUCAGUAAGUGCAUUUGAAGCCAAGAGCGCCCGGUUCAGCAGCCGCUAUGUGGCCAUUGAGAAAUCUGCGCCUGCUUGA